Messenger RNA from Auanema sp. JU1783, 2781 nucleotides. NCBI's taxonomy places the organism in Eukaryota, Metazoa, Nematoda, Chromadorea, Rhabditida, Rhabditidae. The record is from the annotation of a GenBank genome assembly.
AUGGCCAGAGCUCUUCGGCCGAAAUGGCUUUUAACCUUAUUGGGCUUAUGCGUUGUUGUAUUGAAGGCAGAAAUAACUUGUCCUGUCUUACCUUCAACAUGCACAUGUACCGUUGAAGACGAUGCAAAGCUAUCUGUGUCAUGUGAUGGAGCUAUACUAGGCAGUCUAUUUAAGGAUUUGGGAAAUCUGCCAUUGGACAAGUUAAAGAUCUCGAACUGUUCACAGCCUUUCCUUGACGUAUUACCAAAGACGUCCAUCCGCUACUUAGAAUUAUCAAAUUGUGGAAUCAAAGGAGUUGAUGCGAAGAUCUUCCGUCAACUUGCCAAUUCUUUGGAAGAACUCAGCUUGGCUGAUAAUCGAUUGAAUGCUGUUCCCGAUCUUGGCUCAUUGCCUAAAUUGAUCGCUUUGAAUCUGAACGGAAAUCAGUUGACCGACAUCGCCGCAAAAGCAUUGGAUGGUCAGAAGAAUCUUCGUUUCUUACGCCUGGAGCGAAAUCGUAUUUGUGCCCUCAACAGAAAUGCGUUGACGGAGGUGAAGAAUACAUUGGAGUUGCUUGAUUUGAGCGAUAACUGUCUCAGUUCAAUUCCGGCUCAGAAUAUUCGUAAUUGUGGGCGAUUGAUGUAUUUGGAUCUUUCGGAUAAUAAGAUUGCUGAGAUCAACAACUUCGAACUGAUGAACUUACCACUUCUUCGGGAAAUUCGUUUGAAUAACAACCAGCUUAAUCUCAUUCACCCAAUGGCAUUUAUGAACGUUCCACAACUUCAGUUCCUUUACAUGAGGGAUAACCUUAUUAGCAAUCUUGAUGGAAACCGUCUACAGGCUUUCCAACAACUUGAAAUCCUUGAUGUCACCAACAAUCUUUUACAAAAGUUGCCUUCACUUAAAGAUUUACAAAACCUGAAACAAGUUCGAUUGGAUGGUAAUUUGAUUGAUAAGAUUGAGACUUUAGCGUUUUCAAAUAAUCCCAAGUUACAACUGAUCAGCAUUCAAGAUAACAACAUUUCGCAAAUUUCUCGUAACAGCUUUGACUCAUUGGAUGAAUUAAUCAUUCUGUUAUUAACCAACAAUUCCAUUCCUACUAUCGAACGUGGAAUGUUCGAUGGAAUGAAGAACUUGCAACAGCUUAACCUUAGAAAUAACACCAUUACUCGAGUACAUCCUAGUGCAUUCACUUCACUUCCUCAUAUGACUGUUAUUGAUUUAGCUUACAACAAGAUCACGGAAAUUGACAAGGAAACUUUCAGUGGACAAGGGAAACUCUUCUGGCUGGAUAUUUCCAACAACAAGAUCAGCUCUUUCCAAAAAGAUACCUUCACUAAGAAAAUUGCCAAUAUUCUCUUAGACGGUAAUCAACUUGUGUGUGAUGAAGCUUUCGAUUGGUUCGUACAAUAUCUUGUUAGCUUCCAUGUUCGUACCUUCUUACCUUUCCAACCAGAAAUUUCUUGUGUUGGACCAGCCAAAUACGCCGGAGUCAGACUGAAGGAUUUGAUGAUGAAGAAAGCAAAUGAUACGAUUAACGAAGGCAUGAAAACUCUUGGACUUAACGGACCAAAUAGCCAACGUUCUCUUAUCUCUUCCUUCAUUCCUGGCUUGAAUGGAAUACAAGGAGCUGUAGGCUCCAGCAGUUCAUUCGGAAAUGUCGCCUCUGGCAUCCCUGUCUUAGGAACUUUGACUCAAGCCAUUCCUUCUCUUCGUAACUUCCCCGGUAUGAAUCUGCCAACAGGAACUGGAGCUCAAAAUGUACCUACCAAUCGCAAAUUGAACAGCGCUAUUGAGCAGUUCACAGCUCCUCUCGUCCGUUUCGCUACUGGAGGACAACCUGUUGCUAGUGACAUUGAGCAGUUGAUUCAAUCUAUUCCUAAUUUCGUUGUAAAUGUUCCUGGUCUAGGAGAUGUCGAUAUCAGACAGCUUGACCCCAACCUAGUGGCUCACGUGUUACGCGGAGGACAAAUUCCCGGAAUUCCUAAAGAAACCCUCGAUGGUAUCAUUCAACAAUACAUGCUCAAGAUGCAUGAAGCUGCUUCUGCCGCUAAUGCUGGAAAAUUAAGAGACAGUCAAUCUAAGUUCUUACCUCCUGUCAACACUCUUCCAAAAGAACUCGUAACUAGUGUUAUGGAAGGUGAACCUCUGCCUGGUCUGAACCAUGAGCAAACGAAAACUAUUUCGGAAUAUUAUACGAAGUCAAUUGCUGUUGAAGGAUCUAAUAAUUCCGGAAGAGUGGGAAGUCUUCCUCUUACACCAGAAUCGUUGGAGAUGCUCAAGAUGUUACCACCCGGAUACAACAUUUCCAAAAUCCCUGCUGAAAUCAUUCACUCGAUUAGUCGUGGAGAGGUCCCUGACCUCACUAAGUUGCCCCAGGAUCUGUUGAACCACUUCAAAACAAAUACUGAUAAGAUGGCGGUUCUGUUCAGCAAGGCUACUGUUGCUAAUGCUUCCAUUGAUGAAAUUCUGUCUAAGCUUCCUAAAUUUGAAAAGCCAGUACUUGCUACAUUCUCUCCUUAUGACAUCAACCAAAUUUCGAGUGAAAUGAUUCAUGAAGAAGAGGAGGCCCUUAAGGCAGCUAAGAUCAGAACAUACACAGCGAUCGCUUUGGGUCUGGUCGGAACAUUGACCAUCAUUGUUCUCGGCUUCUUUGUCAUUUACCUCAAGAAGCAGCGUCAAUCGAAAGUUUCUUCAAACCAGACAUUCACGCACAAUGCUCAUGUGACAACAAUUCCUGGAGCUCCUUUGGCGAACUCAACAAUGCGUGAUGCAGCUACGGUUCAUUUGCGUCAUGAAUAG